This is a messenger RNA of Tachysurus vachellii, 2968 nucleotides long. RefSeq names its product spermatogenesis-associated protein 2-like protein. The coding region runs from base 245 to 1615 and encodes 456 amino acids. NCBI's taxonomy places the organism in Eukaryota, Metazoa, Chordata, Actinopteri, Siluriformes, Bagridae. Gene Ontology annotation, cellular component: cytoplasm. The transcript is spliced from 3 exons. The record is from RefSeq and is a predicted model, not a curated record.
UGUGUCAGAGAGGAACACAGGAGGAACUCAGGAGGAACUCAGGAGAGGAGAGUGAAGGGUUUACUGUGGUCUAAGGGAAGAAACAUAUAACUCAUGUUAUGCUCUUUAUUGAUGAUGAUGAUGAUGAUGAUGAUGGACACAUUCAGGAGAAGGAAGUGCACUAACCUGCAGGAGUGAUCAUUAUUAUAUUAUUAUUAUUUGAUCUCUGCUGUCGCUUCACACACAUGAGAAGGAAACACACAUCAUGACCAACACUGCUGGAGGUGAAGCGGUUCCAGCACGAUGUGAGGACGUCCUGGAGCGCUACGUGACUUUCUGCAGCCGUGUGUGGAGCGAAGGUGGCGUGAAGGUGUGUGAGGAAGCACAGCUGGUGGAAGCGGCCAAGCAGCUGCUGAUAACUCAGAGUCAAGAAGCUCCCACCUUCACACUCCUGCCAUUUUACCCCACUGUCAUCGACAUCAUCAGCACCGACCCCAACAGCAGCAGCACCGUGCUCCGGCGCCUCAGCAGAGCCUUCGAGGUUCUCGAGCUGUUAUGCAUCAACCUGUUCAUCUUUCCCUGGAGAAAAGAGUUUAAAACGCUGAAGAAAUUUACUGGUCAUUUUGUUUACGACAUCAAAUCGGUUCUGCCGCCGCAGACGACUCAGAUCGUUCUCCACCACAUCGGCUACGACUCUGAAACCGACACAGAGUACAGGCUCUCCGACAGCGCCGACCCAAACCACGCUAAAGCAAUGGGCAUAGAGCUGUUUCUGGCCCGAGUCGAAUGCGAACGUCUGACUCAGAUGACAAGCCAGACAUCUCAUGCAGAAUGUCUGAGGAUCAUCCGGAGCCGAGGUUCUGCUGCAACGCUUCAGGAGGAACCGGAGCUCGAUAACGCUACGAACGGAGUUCUGAAGAACGACGGAGAAAACAGAGACGACUUCUUGUUACAUCCAGAACCGAGUCUGAAACCAUUAGACCAGGAAAUAAACGAGUGUGAAAACUUGGAGCAUGGAACGUUCCUGAGUGAAGAUAAGUCCAUCCUGGAGAUGCAGAAGGAUUACCCAGACCUCACCUUCAGACAGAGGCCCAUCUUCAAAAGGUCUUCUGCCAAAAUAAAUCGCUCUGGAGGAAGAGACCUGAAGCUUGAGCAUGAAAUGUGCAAAUGUGAAACUGAAGCUCCAGAACCUGCUCUGGAACCUCAAUCCUCUGAAGAACAGCAGUUGCAUGUAGGAGAUGCGUCACAAACUCCUGGGUUCAAAAACGUCGACGUCACGUCUGUGACGGACCUGGCCGAGAUGAUGGACAAGCUGAAACUAAAAGAGUUCCCCAGCGAGGAGCCUCUGAAGUGUCCGGUGGAGGAGACGUCGCAGUGCGAGAAGAAGGAGAUGAUCCCCAUCAUCUGCAGCCCCUCACAGGAGUCCAUCUGCUCCAUCGCAGGCUGCGGCAGCUGCUCCACCUCGGAUCGACUUCAGCAGCACCGCAGCAUCACGGAGCCUCCGCAGUCCUUCUAUAUCCCCAACCGUGUGAGUGGGUCUGCUGCGGCGCCCCCUGCAGAUCACGAGCAGAACAUCCACCCCAGCAGCAAGGCAAGAGAUGAGCCUGGCUUCCAUCAUGCUCUGGAGAGCCUGUGACAUCACUAAAUAAACUCAAUCACAGACCAAUCACAUUCAACAUGCAAAUGAGCAAAAACUCAGAAAUUUGUUUAGCUGCUGAUAACUAGAUCUGACUAGUUUACUCAGGGUUAACUAAACAGCUAGUUACAUGACGUUAUGUAAUGACAUUUGGCAGUAGACCAGAGUCAGUGGGAUGAAUGGGGGUGGGGCUCAUUUGCAUAUUAAUGAACACCCCAAGGUCCUGGUGUGGGUCAGUGUUCAGAGACGUUACAUAAACGCUUUUAUUCAUUUAUUUGGAACGAUUAAGCAAAAAAAUUAAAGUUAUCUUUUUGACAGCGUGUAAACUUCAUAUUCUCCUGAAGAACACAAAUCUGUGCUGAAAAAAUCAUAACGCAGUAAAGACACCUGUUACUUUGUUAUAGUAAUAAUGUGUGUGUUAAAUACACUCCAGUAAAUAUGUGGGGAAAUAUUUUAGAUCCAGUUUGUACAGUAUAAUGACGUUAAGCUCUUAGUGCCGAGUUCGGAGAUUAACUCUGAGUCUGUCGGAGGUGUGAAGGUGUUUGUUCAGGUUUCCAGUUAGAGCUUCUGAUGUCCUUCACCUGAGAAGAACAAACAGGUCACAGAGUUUCAUAAACUACAUUUAUUUUGAGUUAUUUUGAUAGUAUUUAAGACUGAUGAAGCAGUUUAUCUCCAUUUAUUCCUCUACACAUGGAGAUGAUGUCAGAAUGCUCCUGGAUUAAACCCUGAACAUCUCCACACCACAAUGCAGAAUGACACGAACUCCUUCUGACAGUAAAGCUUUUACAUCGAGGUCUGCGGCUCGGGCCGAGCUCCUGGACUCUGACUGGACUUUAAAUUCUCGUCUCAGUUAUUCCACUAAAAUAGAGCAAUAAUCUCAGCUACUGUAAUUCUUCAUGAGUGAGCUAAAUAUUAACACUGUACAUUAACACCAGCCUCUUUACAAGGGAACUUAUUUAGAGCCUUCAAUACAAGAGGAAUGAAAACUUAUGCAAACGUCUACAUUUUGAUCUGUAAAGAAUUUGAACUAUUUAGAUUUUUCCCUCAUUUUAAUGUCAUGAUCUUAAAUAAUCAGUUUAAUGACAAAAAAUCACAAUGAACUGUGACAGGUGGAGUGUGUGUGUGUGUACAUGUGUGUGUGUGUGUGUGUGGUCAUGUUUCUGUGCCUUACUGAAGCACUUUGCACUUGUAUGUUGUCUAAUGUGUGAGAUUUUGUGUGAAAGUGUUUGUGUGCCAAAUAAUCAGUUCCAGAAUGUAUUAUUAUUAUUAUUAUUAUUAUUAUUAUUAUUGUUAGUUUUCAUACAUUUAUAAAUUUCUGUCAUUAUAAAAUCAAUAAAAAAGGCUUCAGCUGUU